ACAGAGAAACAGCCAUGGCACCUACAGCCACUGCAGCAAUGAACUCUUCCAAGGAGUACCUGACUCUCAACAACAAGCUGAGAAAGCCGAUGGUGGAGAAGAUGCGCAGAGAUCGUAUCAACAGCAGCAUUGAGCAGCUCAAGUCUCUCCUGGGCCCAGAGCUUCUCAACCAGAAUCCCGACUCCAAGCAGGAGAAAGCCGACAUCCUGGAGAUGACCGUUUGCUUCCUGAGACGGCAGCACCAGCACCAGCAAGCUAACAGCAUGUCCUGCUCUACAGCUGUCAGUGAGGGCUACUUCAAGUGUGUCCAAGAAGCUGUGAGCUUCCUGUCACGUUGUGAAGUGAAGACAGCGUCCCAGAGAAGACUGCUGAGCCAUUUCCAAACCCUGAAGCCUUCCUCUGAUAAGAGCAGCAGUCACGGUGUCCUGCCUCAGCUGACCUCCCCAGCCCGCAACUCUGCCAGCAAAGAGGAGACUGCAGCCAGCAGCGCCCUCUGGAGGCCCUGGUAG
Megalops cyprinoides (Indo-Pacific tarpon) is the source of this 509-nucleotide messenger RNA. RefSeq names its product transcription factor HES-5-like. Gene Ontology annotation, biological process: anterior/posterior pattern specification; regulation of neurogenesis; regulation of transcription by RNA polymerase II. The record is from RefSeq and is a predicted model, not a curated record. Lineage: Eukaryota; Metazoa; Chordata; Actinopteri; Elopiformes; Megalopidae. Gene Ontology annotation, molecular function: RNA polymerase II cis-regulatory region sequence-specific DNA binding; protein dimerization activity; DNA-binding transcription factor activity, RNA polymerase II-specific. The transcript is spliced from 2 exons. The coding region runs from base 15 to 509 and encodes 164 amino acids. Gene Ontology annotation, cellular component: nucleus.